This is a messenger RNA of Varanus komodoensis (Komodo dragon), 2151 nucleotides long. RefSeq names its product leucine rich repeat neuronal 2 (gene LRRN2). Lineage: Eukaryota; Metazoa; Chordata; Lepidosauria; Squamata; Varanidae. The record is from RefSeq and is a predicted model, not a curated record. Gene Ontology annotation, molecular function: protein binding. The transcript has a single exon. Bases 1 to 2151 code for a protein of 716 amino acids.
AUGUGUGCUGUAAAAGCUUUCACUUUGCAUGGAAGUUGGACUUGCCAGUUGAAAAUGAGACACUUCCAAUUGAACUUGCUUCUCAUCUGUAUGGCAACCACCACUGCAAUUCCUGUCGUGCCCUGGAAGGUCAAGUGUCCACUACAGUGUGUCUGCCAGAUCAGACCAUGGUACACACCCAGAUCUGUGUACAGGGAGGCAGCCACAGUUGACUGUAAUGAUUUGUUCAUCUCCACAGUGCCUGAAAGCUUGCCAGAGGGGACGCAAAUCCUUCUGUUGCAAAGCAACAAUAUUGUCAAGGUUGAGCAGAGUGAACUGGGCUAUCUGAAGAACCUGACUGAGGUAGAUCUGUCACAAAACAGCUUCUCUGAUAUUUUGGACUUCAGCCUGAAGAACAUGCCCCAAUUGCUGAGCCUUCACCUGGAAGAGAACCAGCUAACUGAACUGCCUGAUAACAGCUUCUUGGGCCUGGCUAAUCUCCAGGAGCUUUAUCUGAACCACAAUCAAAUACGCAGGAUUUCACCCCAAGCCUUUUUAGGCCUCAGAAACCUCCUUCGGCUCCACCUUAACUCCAACUUCCUGAGGACGGUUGACAACCGCUGGUUCCAAGUCCUGCCCAGUUUGGAGAUUCUCAUGAUUGGAGGCAACAAAGUUGAUGCUAUUUUAGAUAUGAACUUCAGGGCCCUUUCAAAUCUGAGGAGUUUGGUUCUUGCUGGUAUGAACUUGAAGGAAAUUUCAGAUUAUGCAUUAGUAGGCCUGAAAAGCCUGGAAAGCCUUUCUUUCUAUGACAACAAGCUGGUCAAUGUCCCCAAACGGGCCCUGCAGCAAGUCCCUGGUCUUAAAUUCUUGGAUCUGAACAAAAACCCGCUUCAAAGGAUCAAGCAGAGUGACUUCACAAACAUGCUGCACCUUAAGGAAUUGGGACUCAACAACAUGGAGGAGCUGGUUUCUAUUGACAAGUUUGCCUUGAUCAACCUGCCUGAACUGACCAAACUAGAUGUGACCAACAACCCUAAACUGUCCUACAUCCACCCCAAUGCUUUCCACCACCUUCCCCAAAUGGAGACUCUCAUGCUCAACAAUAAUGCACUAAGUGCCUUGCAUAAGCAGACACUAGAGUCCCUUCCUAACCUGCAGGAGAUCAGCAUCCAUAGCAACCCCAUCCGUUGUGACUGUAUCAUCCGUUGGGUCAAUAGCACGGAGAAUCACAUACGCUUUAUAGAGCCUCAAUCCACAUUAUGCGCUGAGCCCCCAGAUCUGAAGAAGAAGCACAUCCGGGAUGUCCCCUUCAGGGAAAUGACGGACAGGUGCCUGCCCCUCAUCUCUGACAAAAGCUUUCCUUCAGAAUUGGAGGUGGUGGAUGGUGAGGAUAUCUCUCUUCACUGCAGGGCUCUGGGAGAACCAGAACCAGAGAUAUACUGGGUCACACCAUCAGGCCUCAAGCUGAUGCCCUACUCAGAAGAUGGGAAGUAUAAAGUGUACCCUGAGGGGACCAUGGAGAUCCACAAGGUUACAGCACAAGAGGCUGGGCUGUACACGUGUAUGGCUCAAAAUCUCAUAGGUGCUGAUACCAGAAGCAUCCGCCUGAUGGUUAAUCAUUCUUUCCCUUUCAGUGAGGACAUGCUAGAACUGCUUGUGAAGGAAGUCCAGGCCUACCACAUUCUGGUUGCCUGGAAACCUCACCUCAACACAGUUUCUUCUAACCUGACAUGGUCCAGCUUCAGCCCCAGCUUGGAUAUGACAAGCGUGGCCCGUAUCCCAACUGGCACUCACACAUACAAUAUCACACGGCUGCACCACAGCACAGAGUACUGGGCAUGCCUUCACGUGGCCUUUGUAAACUUGAAGAGCAAGGUGGCCUGUGUCAAUGCCAGGACUAAAGAGGCUCAAUACCAGUACUGGGAAAGCAGGCAGGGUACUCUGAUGGUGCUGUUCCUCUGUAUUUUGUUGCUGUCUAUUAGCCUUAUAGGCCACUAUGGCUUGGGUUCCUCCAAGCCACAAGCUGGGAGCCCAGGGACCUGUACGCCAUGGAAAACAGGCUCUUCUUCAGUGCGCAUAGUAUAUCCCACUUUCAUCCAACACUGGGAUCAAGGGAGAAAGAGUGAGACACUCCUAGCCAUGGAGGUACAAGCAACACAACUGGACUCUUGA